Messenger RNA from Rodentolepis nana, 2619 nucleotides. Lineage: Eukaryota; Metazoa; Platyhelminthes; Cestoda; Cyclophyllidea; Hymenolepididae. The record is from the annotation of a GenBank genome assembly.
AUGGGUAUGCAACGGCAUGUCAGUGGAAGCUUGAAACAAACAAAUAAAAAGCACAAAGGGGAGAGGAAGAGAACUAUUUCCUUAGAUUCAACCAAGAAAUUUGGAACUACAGUCAAGAACAUGUCGAAGAAAGAUAGAAAGCACUUGGCCAAACAGCAGAGACUGUUAAAGAAUAAAAUGAUAGUAACAGCUCAAAAACAAACGGAAAAGCCAACUAUGUGCUUGUUGCUCCCUUUAAGCAAUAGUAUAGACUUGUCGCUUGCGCAAGUUAUGCUUUCUAAAGGCGAUUCAAAGUCAGUCAAAACCCCUUUGCCUGAUAUCGAUCUUCCAAAAAAUUCAUUCAAAGCCAGCUACAUUUUCUCUCCAAGUCUUAAGAAGUCCUUUUGUUUUGUAAAUGGAAAAUAUGGGGAUCUUUUCGGCUGUCUUGACCUUGCUAGAAUGGCUGAUUGGAUCAUUUUUGUCCUUCCUGGUGACUUGCUUAAGAUAGAUAUGGAUAUCUACUCUGAGAUCAUGACUGCCCUCUACGCCCAAGGUCUCCCACCCUCCGUCUUUGUUAUCAUGUCUAAUAUUUCUGAUCGCAAAGAAAUUCUUUCUUUGAUACAGUCCAAGUUCUCAGUCGAAGAUGGAAAGGUUCGCACACUGAAUUCUACUAAUGAUGCUCACAGUCUCCUCCGUUUUCUCUCUCAGUCCCAGAAAAAACCCCCAUUAUCAUCGGCAAAUAGCUACCUAGCAACUAAGAACGCCCUCAAGGUUGGAACCGCUGCUUCGCGUCUUCGAAGUGGAAUGCUUGUAGAGUCGAUCCAUGUUGAACCACAUGAGGAAAAUGAAGGCGAUGUGUACCUAAAGGUGGAAGGUCUACUUCGUGGAUGGGAUAUGCCUCUCUUUGAUUUAUCUUCCUACUUCAAGGAUCAGAAGCGUAGUGGUUGUCCCUACAUCCAUGUGACUGGAUGGGGAGAUUUUCCUCUCCGUUGGGCUACUUGGAGAGAGUACAAACCCAACCACAAACUACAUCAGCCCACCCCGCGGACCUUCACCUGGAAUUCCACCUCGGAAUCUGAUGAGCACUUGGCCGAUGCUCUCACAGCUGCCUGGGAUAAUCUGCAGUUAGGAGGAAGUGAUGAGGAGUACGAAGACUUGGAGGAUGAAGAAAGCACCGAAUUCGAUGAAGGUGAAGAAAUGUCUGUUGAUGAAAAGGAAGAUGACGAAAAAGAGUUCGGAAAUAAUUCUACUGCUCCACCAGAGUCUGAUGGUGAUGAUGACUCCGUUUACUUUGACGUUAAUGAGAAUGAAGACACUUCGAUCAAGGGUGGUGUCACUUUCAAUAAUAGAUCCGAAGUAACCGAAAUUCCAUCCGCGAUUGACAAGCUGAAGGCCUCAAGAACAGAACUCCUUUUUCCCGAUGAAGUAGAGACCCCUCAUAACAUUACUGCUCGUGAGAGGUUCGUUAAGUAUCGUGGUAUACCCAGCUUCAGUGAAUGUAUCUGGCCCACGGAAAAUGAUACCUCCCUCCCGUUUGAGUAUAGCAAGAUCUUCAGGUUUGGAAAAUACUCCCAUAAUCGUAGAACACUCUCCAAAUACACUUUAAAGGUUCUGAGGGAGCUUGCAAGUGAGGAGAAUAAACCUGAAGAACCGACGCAUAUUCCCUCCGGUUCAGUUGUUAAUCUGGCCUUGGGUCCUAUUCCACAGGCCCUUGGAACAUCUAUUUUGGAAUGCCAUACAGAUGCUACUCAUCCCAGACCUCUCACUUUAUGGUCCCUUCUUCCAUAUGAGAGAUGUAUGUCGGUAUUGCAUCUCACAAUGCACAAACGUCAGUCGGAAAGGCAGGAGUAUGAAGCUGAAAUGAAAGAGGUAGGGGAAGAGGUAACUGGGAAGAAUGGUCAGCUUGAUCCGGAUCCAAUUAUGGCCAAGGAACCUAUGCUCUUCCAGGUUGGCAUUCGUCGUUUUACCGCAAAUCCCAUCUACUCUCAACCCCUCAAGAGGGUCAACUCAAACUCAAAAAUGGAGCGCUUUUUUACUCUUGCAAACUCUCCUAUUGUCGCCACAAUGUAUGCACCGGUUAUCUACGCUCCACAAACCGCUCUUCAAUUUCGUAUUGAGCCAGCGGAGUGUGGUAAUAAGAUGCGCUUGAGUAAUCUUAUUGCUACUGGUUCUGUACACUCCGUUGAUCCCACAAGGGCAAUCGUCAAGCGUAUUCUUCUCUCAGGACAUCCCUAUAAGAUCAAUAAACGUUCGGCUGUUAUCCGUUACAUGUUUCACACUCCUGAAGACGUUGAAUACUUUAAACCAAUCCAAAUGUUUACAAAAUCGGGCGCUGUUGGUCAUAUCAAACAGUCGGUUGGUACUCACGGUCUGAUGAAGUGUCAAUUUGAUCGUCAACUUAUUGCAUCGGAUGUGGUUUUGAUGCCUCUAUACAAGAGGGUCUUCCCUAGAAUGACCUUCCGUGCUCAAGUUACAGCUGAAUUCGCAAAUGCUGAGGAAUCAGUUGCAUUGGUACCUCCUCAGCAUCAAAAUAAGCCAAUUCAAGGUAUUCUUAAGUCGGCGAAGAGGGUCGAGGCUGAUGAGGAUGUUCCAAUGCGAAGUUCCAUAUUGUCUCCUGAGGAAGAGGCUCUGUUUUCAUAA